This is a messenger RNA of Mycosarcoma maydis (corn smut), 1797 nucleotides long. RefSeq lists its product as uncharacterized. The record is from RefSeq and is a predicted model, not a curated record. The coding region runs from base 1 to 1797 and encodes 598 amino acids. The transcript has a single exon. Lineage: Eukaryota; Fungi; Basidiomycota; Ustilaginomycetes; Ustilaginales. Gene Ontology annotation, molecular function: DNA binding.
AUGGCAGGUGGAGGUUUGGACGACGAACUGCUCGCGCUAGCGGGUGAAUCUGGUCGCAAGAACAUCGAUCUCUCUUCGUCGGACGAUGACGACGAUCGUGUUGUGCGCACCGGCUCGAAACGCGACUCGAAGCCAUCGGCUUCUUCGUCCUCAUUGGCCAAGAAGCGUCGGCUCGAUCUUCUGGAUGAGUCCGCCUCCGGUUCCGACGCCGACGCUCCCGGUUCCGACGACGAUGCUGCCGGCUCUUCCUCCGCCGACGAACGACGCGAUCCGUAUCCGUAUCAGGGGAUCUACAAGUCGGCUCGUGAUAUGGAAGAGCUCAUGUCGAUGAACGAGUUGGAUCGGGAAGAUAUCCUCGCCAGAAGAAGGGACGAGAUCAACGAGCGAAGGCAAAAGUUUGAGUUGGCUGCGCUCGUAAAAGCGCAAAAAGCGGCAGCGGGAGCGACGAGGAAAGCAGCGAGUAAGAAGCGUGUUGUUCGAGGUGGCAAGAGAGACGACUCGCUCAGCGAAGAGAGCGACGCGGGUCAAGAGGAAGAAGAUGGAGAUAGCGAUUUCCUAUACGGAAGUGGUGCGGCUUCAGCAGCCAAGAGCAGGAAGAAAAAGUUGCCGGGACAGACAGAUGCGAAAUCGGCCAAGUUGUCGGAACUCAGAAAAAAGAGGAAGGAGAAAGCUGCUGGCAUCUCUCGAACUGGAGCCGACUCGGACGACGAGGUUACGGAAAAGUCGAAAUCGCGCAAUCGAAGGAGUUACGCUUCCGAUUCCGCAUCCGAAGUGUCUUACUCUGACUAUUCAGACGAACAAGAUUACCCACGUCGCACCAAACUCGCCACCGCUUCUGCAGCAAAAGACCUCGCUUCUGCUCGAGACUCUUCCGAUCCACCUUCGCUGUCGGACCUCAAUGCCGCACGUGUCACACGCGACCAGAUCGAAUCUCGACUGUACGCUCCACGCUGGCGCGACGUGCUCACCGGAAGCUUUAUCCGCUUUUCCUGGGGCACACGUCCAUCAGACUCGCAACCGGGACGCACCGAAACCGUCUACCGCAUCCACCAGGUGAGCGAUGUCAUUGAGAAACCGGGCAAGUUCUACGACCUCUCGGCCGAUCGCUCCGGUAAGUGGUGCAACGUGUAUCUCGUCUUUGAGCAUGCGGGCAACGAACACGAGGCACGAAUCGACAUGCUCUCGCGUGGAGAAUUCACCGAGUCCGAACGUGAGCGAUGGAUCGCGUUUGUGAAGUCCUCCAAAGGCAGCGCCGGUGGCGGCAAGUUGCCCAAAAAGGGCGCUGUGAGUAGGAAAGCCGACGAACUGGAAAAGUUCUUCACGAGCCCACUGACCGAACAGGAUAUCGGCAAGAUGUUGGAAACCAAGAAAAAGUUGAGGGUUGAAGCAAUCAGUGUCAUGGGUGGACGCACUGCGCUGGGUGCUACUGCUGGAUUCGACUCGCCCAGAGCGAAUGGUACUCCCGGUGUCGCCACUCCGAUCGGUACCAAGGACGCCGUCGCAGCACAGAGUUUGGAAGCAAGGCUCGUGCAGGUCAACGUACGAAACCGCGCCCUAGACCGUUCCAAGCAGUCGGACGUCGAACGCAAAGCCAGAAACAACAAGAUUGCCGCCAUGCAAGCCGCCAAAGCCGCCUCGCAGCAGCAAGCCGAAUCACAAGACCAGCACAGUCAAGAGCACAAAGACGGUGGUGUCGAGUUGACCAAUGCGAAGGUGGGACAGAGUGGCAUGGGGAAUGGCUUUGUUGCGGUCAAGAACUAUUCGACACUUGUCCAAGUGGAUCUGGGUGACUUCUGA